CUGUCGGCCAAAGUCAUGCUUCACAGUUCCCACUCACGACACAACUCCAUUCUCCUCAAAAUAAAACACACACAACUUGAUCCCCAGUUCGUCCACCAGCGGCAGCAGGACGGGCAUCGCUGGUCUGCCGCCUCGAGGAGCCCCGCGGCCAUGGGCCCCAAGGAUCCUUCGCCGGCACCGAGGUCGGGAACGAUCGCCGUUGCUGAGAACCACGGGCGUAGCGCCGUACGGGAUGCUGCGGCUGAACCACCACGGGUCGAGAUCCCGUUGUCCCCCGGCGCGCCGGCGCCCUCGGAGGACGUGCUCCUCCGCCUCCCCCGCGCGCAGCUCCACCUCAUCGAUCGCAGGCGCAGCCUCCCGCUCGCCGCCGGCGACCUCUCCCUGCUCCGCAUCCGCGCCGGCGGCACCUCCCUCGCCGCCAUCGCGCGGCUCGGCCCCAUCCACUGGCCGCUCGCCCGCGACGUCGCCGCCGUCAAGCUCGACCCCUGCCACUACUCCUUCUCCCUCACCGUCCCCGCCUCCCCCGACACCCCGCUCCACUACGGCCUCACGCUCUCCGACCCCGACUCGCGCCUCGACGGCGUCCUCGCCACCUACACAAGGUUCUCAGCCCAUUCCGUUGUCGGCGACGAGGGGCUCGCCGACAGGGUGCGCGGCGAGGUGGAGGGGGCCGCGUACUGGACGGCCGUGGCGCCGAACGUCGAGGAGUACGGUGGCCCCGUGGCGAAGGCGAUCGCGGUGGGUACCGACAACCUGGCCAAGGGGGUACUGUGGUGCGGCGAGAUGACGGUGGAGAGGCUCCGGUGGGGAAACGAGGUGCUCAGGAAGAGGAUCCAGCCCGGUGACGCUGAGGCCGAGGUCAGCCCGGAGAUGCUCAAACGGAUCAAAAUGGUUAAGAAGGUGACGAAAAUGUCCGAGAAAGUGGCUGCUGGAAUACUAUCUGGAGUCGUGAAGGUUACUGGCUAUUUUACAGGUUCAUUAGCUAACUCACAAGCUGGCAAGAAGUUUUUCAACCUAUUGCCUGGAGAGAUUGUUCUUGCUUCGCUUGAUGGGUUUGGCAGGAUUUGCGACACCAUAGAAGAGGUCGGGAAGGAUGUGCUUUCAACAUCGUCCACCGUGACGGUUGGUCUUGUGUCUCACAAGUACGGGGAGAAAGCCGCUGCUGCGACGAAUGAAGGGCUCGAUGCAGCCGGGCACGCCCUAGGGACGGCGUGGGCUGUGUUCAAGAUCGGCCAGGCCAUCAACCCAAAGAGACUCCUGAAACCCAGGUCGCUUGCCAAAUCCACCGUCCGGUCUCUCUUGUCGAAAAUGUAGCCACAACACCCCUGCCCCCUUGAAUGGUGGGAAACGAAUCUGGGUUAUUAUUACAUACGUAAAGUAUUUAAAUACUGUGUUGGUUGA
Molecule: messenger RNA, 1401 nt
Organism: Hordeum vulgare subsp. vulgare (domesticated barley)
Lineage: Eukaryota; Viridiplantae; Streptophyta; Magnoliopsida; Poales; Poaceae
Product: senescence/dehydration-associated protein At3g51250-like
Exons: 4
Coding region: 16-1314 (432 amino acids)
Cellular component (GO): plasma membrane
Source: RefSeq, a predicted model, not a curated record